Molecule: messenger RNA, 1001 nt
Organism: Aedes albopictus (Asian tiger mosquito)
Lineage: Eukaryota; Metazoa; Arthropoda; Insecta; Diptera; Culicidae
Exons: 2
Coding region: 295-822 (175 amino acids)
Source: RefSeq, a predicted model, not a curated record
ACAUGCUGUCAGUUUCACGAACCUCCCUCUCAACUGACAGCAUUGUGCAAAAAACAGCGAAUCAUCGGAGAAACGUCAAAACCAACCGAUAUGAUGUUGUUGUUUUGAUUUACGUGUCGGAUACGGGAAUUUGCGUGAAAAAUAUUCGUGUUUUUUUCGGUGAAAUAUUCCGGUUAAUUGGCGUGUAAUUCCGAGUUCGCGUCCGAGUGAUGUCCGGUACCGUGGUGGUGGUGAUUUUUUAAAGUUCCAACAAGUGAAAAGUGACGAUAUCGGGAUAUCGGAAGCAGUGUGAAAAUGUCGUGGCUCAAGUUGAACGAUAGUUUGAACAAAGUCAAAGGUCAGAUUACCAGCUUUGCCCAGGAGGUGCUGGCCGAGGGAAUAGUGGAAGAACAGCAGGACGACGAUGGCCAGAGCAAUCCGGUGCGGGAUCUGCACGAGGCGCGGGAGAAGAUCGGCGAGUUGACGGGACUCUGCGCUACGCAGGACCAAGAGAUUGCAACACUUCGCAAACAAAUUGCGGAAUAUCAACAGCAACGGUACCAGUCCAAGUCCCCAACCGAGCUACCUUCGUCAUCGGGCUCAAAACUAGUAAGUACCAGAAACGGUUUUUCUUUUUGGAAGAAUUGCCUGUGCCUUGGUUUCAACCGCUUUCUCUUAUCAGUACAUUCUGGGCUAUUCUUGAGUGUAUCGGUAUCAAGAAUAAGAAACCAUAGGUACCUAUACUUACCUAACGUGACGGGUGGGAACCAAACAUCCACGAUAGGGACCCGGAUGGGGUCACCCCGUCCCCGUCGCCAUGUUCACCAGGAACUACCGGCUUGACUUACUUGGAUGGAUGGGUACAUUUCAGCUGCGUAUGUCACAUUUACCUUCAUAUGGGCGUUGGUUUUUUGCCCCAACGACGGUUCGAUAUCCAUCGCAGUAGGCUGCGCAUGGCCCAUGCAUGACCGACUAUCACCGUCGCCGCCGACUUGGAUCGAAGCACACGUUGCUCGCCUCUU